AUUCCUUCAGCUCAAAAUGCCACCCUCAUCCCUCUUGACUUUCACUUCCAAAUGUCCUCAGAUCCCCAGACAUCAUGACUUCUGAUGCUGCACACCUCUGAUUGGCCAUCUCCAGCAGAGAUCAGAAGAGCCAUGGAGAACCACACCACUGUCACAGAGUUUGUCCUGCUAGGGCUCUCAGAUGCCUGUGAGCUGCAGAUGCUCAUCUUCCUGGGGCUCCUCCUGACCUACAGCCUCACUCUACUGGGGAAUCUCCUCAUCGUGGUCAUCACCCUCAUGGACAGACACCUCCACACCCCCAUGUACUACUUCCUCCGCAAUUUUGCUGUCCUGGAGAUCUGGUUCACCUCUGUCAUCUUCCCCAAGAUGCUGACCAACAUCCUGACUGGGUACAAGACCAUCUCCCUCCCAGGCUGUUUCUUACAAAGUUUCCUCUAUUUCUUCCUGGGCACCACAGAGUUUUUCUUACUGGCAGUGAUGUCCUUUGACAGAUAUGUGGCCAUAUGUAAUCCCUUGCGUUAUGCCACCAUCAUGAGCAAAAGGGUCUGUGUCCAGCUGGUUCUUUCUUCGUGGUUGGCAGGAUUCCUUCUCAUCAUUGUUCCAAGUUUCAUCGUAUUACAGCAGCCAUUCUGUGGUCCCAAUAUCAUUAAUCAUUUCUUCUGUGACAACUUUCCACUCCUGGAACUCAUAUGUGCAGACACAAGUCUGAUAGAGCUUCUUGGGUUUAUUGUGGCCAAUGUCAGCUUACUAGGCACUCUGUCCGUGACAGCCACCUGCUAUGGACACAUCCUCCACACCAUCCUGUGCAUCCCCUCAGCCAAGGAGAAACAGAAAGCCUUCUCAACCUGCUCCUCUCACAUCACUGUUGUGUCUCUCUUCUACGGAAGCUGCAUCUUCAUGUAUAUCCGGUCAGACAAGGGUGACCAGGGGGAAGAUAGAAACAAGGUGGUGGCUUUGCUCAACACCAGGGUGACCCCGAUGCUCAACCCCUUCAUCUACACCCUGAGGAACAAACAGGUGAAGCAGGUGUUUAGGGAGCAGAUGAACAAGCUCUUCUUAUAAAGCUGUGGAACCAAGAGGCUGAAGCUAGGAUUCCCAGAAAAGCUAAGGCAAUAUCUGGCCCAGGCAAGGAACUGAGCCUUUCUCAUUCAGGAAAAGUUCUGAUGACAUGUUUCUUGGUGCCAGUCACUGUGCAACUCAGCAUAAACUUGGAAGCUAUAUAGACCCUCAAGGCAUUUUUCUUAAUUAUCAGAUUUGACUAUUUCUGUUCAUUCUAUCUGUGUCUGCUUGGCUUCCCAAUAGAAUAGAGCAAACUCUUUGAGGGCAGGGUCUAGCUCUGUAAUUCACCGUUACCUUCAAGCAUCAAACCAUUGUCAUAGACCAUAUAAAUACUCAGCAAGUACUUGCAGACUGAUUCAUUGCUUUGUGUCUGUUUCUCCAGAGGAGAGCAGAACAGUCCUUAGUCGGGAUCAUCCUCAUUUCACUCUAAGGUUCAUUGAUUACUAUUUUGCAUAUAUGCUCUUUUAGUAUUAAAAUUCAUAGAAAUUCCUCAUUCCUAUUGGUGAACGCUCUUCCAACUACCAGUUUUCUCAUUUGUAAAAUGUAGAUGAUGAUGUCCAUUCCAAAAGAUUACGAUGAAAAUCAAUUGAGAUAGUCUAUGCAGGGUACGCCCCACGGUUGGGUUCAGCAUGCUCCUCUUCGACAGCUAGGGUUCGUGGGUCUGCAUCCCGGGCGCAGACCUAUACCACUCAUCAGCCAUGCUG
This is a messenger RNA of Equus caballus (horse), 1763 nucleotides long. NCBI's taxonomy places the organism in Eukaryota, Metazoa, Chordata, Mammalia, Perissodactyla, Equidae. The record is from RefSeq and is a predicted model, not a curated record.